Messenger RNA from Arabidopsis thaliana (thale cress), 2494 nucleotides. RefSeq names its product Protein kinase superfamily protein. Gene Ontology annotation, molecular function: protein kinase activity; protein serine/threonine kinase activity; kinase activity. The coding region runs from base 234 to 2336 and encodes 700 amino acids. The transcript is spliced from 11 exons. The record is from RefSeq and is marked reviewed. NCBI's taxonomy places the organism in Eukaryota, Viridiplantae, Streptophyta, Magnoliopsida, Brassicales, Brassicaceae.
GUUGUUUGAGAAAUAAACCCUCCAAAAUUAGAAAAAUUGUAAAACCACUAAAAGCUUCAUCAUCUCACAAUACAAUUUUCUGUUUCUUUUCAUUGUUCAUUGUUUCUUCUCUGAGGUUGCAAAGCCAGACAAAAGAAAAACAACACAAUCGAUCUUGGUUGUGGGUGUUUUGUGACAAAGAAGACAUGAGAUCAUUUAUGAGUAUUAUAGUUUCCUUGUGAAGCAGGUUAUUCAUGUUUCUUGGGAAGCAAGAUUCUAACAUGUCUGCAAGAAGAGUUAGAAGGACCUCGGAGGACUAUGGCAGUAUCACGGCGAUCGCCAUUGAUAAGGACAAGAACAGCCAACACGCCUUGAAAUGGGCCGUUGAAAAUAUUGUUGCUGAUGCUCCACAAUGUGUCCUUAUCCACGUUCAACUAGGAGACACAGGAGGACAUUUUCAUCAGGACAAUCCGGACGAGGCACAUGAAUUCUUUCUUCCUUUCAGAGGAUUCUGCGCUCGAAAAGGAAUCAUAGCAAAAGAGGUUAUUCUUCAUGAUAUUGACAUCUCCAAUGCUAUUGUCAACUACAUCACCAACAAUUAUUACAUUGCAAAUCUUGUUGUUGGCGCAUCUGCACGCAAUUCCUUCCUUAAAAAGUUUCAGAGUCCAGAUGUACCAACCACUCUGCUUAAGACGACUCCAGAGACUUGUGCCGUCUUUGUUGUGACCAAAGGUAAGCUUUUAAAAAGCAGAUCCGCGAGUCACCGUCAUAAACUUUCCAGACAACAAAAUCUCUCUUCUUUGUUGUACAACUCAACAAACUCCAUUGACUCUGACAGCGCAUCAAUAUCAUCACCUGUAUCUACACAAACCAACAAACCAAAUUCAAAUUUUUUCCAACCUAAUUCACCUCGCAUCUCAACACCGCAAUCUAUGAGUGAAAUCUCUCAGUCAGAGACUGACAAUGGAAGUUGUGAUAUGGUAUCAACUGUGAGUUCUUACACCGUCUCUGAUAGUUCCACUACCAUCGGAAGCUCGAUCUCUUCAACUUCCACGGAAAGUCCACUUGUCGGAAAUUACGUGGAACAACAGAAUCAAAAUCUUGAAGCAGAGGUGAGGAGACUGAGACUGGAAUUGAAGCAGUUUAACAAGGACAAAGACACUACAAACCAAAAAGAAAACUCCCAAGAAACCCCAUGGUCAGAUGAAAAAAUAGAGCUGCCUAGAGCAUUGUCUGAUAGGGAAACGCAGAAAACGCAGUCUGCUGCAUUCCAAGCAGCUGAAAUAGCAAAGCGCAUAGCGAAAAUGGAGAGCCAAAAGAGAAGAUUACUUGAGAUGCAAGCCAAUUUGGACAAACAGAUGAUGUUCACAACGGUUUCUUACAGACGUUAUAGUAUCAAAGAUGUUGAAGAUGCAACCUAUGGUUUUUCUGAUGCUCUAAAGAUUGGGGAAGGAGGUUAUGGACCUGUUUACAAAGCUGUCCUCGAUUACACUUCUGUCGCCAUUAAAAUCUUGAAGUCGGGUAUCACAGAGGGACUGAAACAGUUCCAACAAGAGAUUGAGGUUCUUAGUAGCAUGAGGCACCCUAAUAUGGUAAUCCUUCUCGGUGCAUGUCCCGAGUAUGGUUGUCUUGUAUAUGAGUAUAUGGAAAAUGGAACACUCGAAGAUCGCCUCUUCUGCAAAAACAACACACCCCCACUUUCAUGGAGAGCAAGGUUCAGAAUCGCUUCUGAGAUUGCCACAGGUCUUCUUUUCCUUCACCAGGCAAAACCUGAGCCCCUAGUUCACCGUGAUCUGAAGCCAGCAAACAUUCUACUCGAUAAACAUCUCACUUGCAAAAUCAGUGAUGUCGGUCUAGCUCGCUUGGUACCUCCUGCUGUGGCUGAUACCUACAGUAACUAUCACAUGACUUCUGCAGCCGGUACAUUUUGUUACAUUGACCCUGAGUAUCAGCAAACCGGAAUGCUUGGAGUGAAAUCUGACCUCUAUUCUUUUGGUGUGGUGCUACUGCAAAUCAUAACAGCCCAACCAGCAAUGGGGUUAGGCCAUAAAGUAGAGAUGGCGGUUGAAAAUAAUAAUCUGAGAGAAAUUUUGGAUCCAACAGUAUCAGAAUGGCCUGAAGAAGAGACUCUGGAGUUGGCUAAAUUGGCUUUACAAUGUUGUGAACUGAGGAAAAAGGACAGACCUGAUCUUGCCUUAGUUCUGUUACCAGCUCUGAACAGGCUUAAAGAGUUUGCAACAGAGGAUCAUGAACGUAUUCAGGAUAGAACAUCUCAUGUGUCACAUGAACACAAUUCAGUUCCGCUUUCCCCGAUUCCUUCCUCUCAGAUAGAGGAUGAAUUGAGAAAAUCAUAUUGAGUAUUGAUAAAAACAUGGAAAUUCGACGUAGAUCAACCAGAAGCUGAAAAUGGCAGUACCUGAGAUCCACGACUAUCUUGAUCCUUCUAAGACCCGUAACCAUCCUAUACCUAGAAGGAGUCGACCUCCAAGAUCACAUACAAGCAAGUACAAAGGCA